UCUCAUCAUUCCUUUUCGCUUUUAUACCUGAAAUCCCAUUAUUAUCACGAAGAGAUGCUAAUCUUACAAUUAAGUCGUCCAGAUUUUUUCAAAUUUAAAUUCCCUUCCUCACCAGAUAAGCAAUUUUUUUUUAGAACAUGUUUAAACUAAAUUGCAAAAGAUCCAUACGUAUAUUUUAUAAGGCCCAUUAUGGAUCUGAAGCCCAGCCCAAUUCAAGGCCCAUUAGACCCCUCUCCCCCCGCGAGGCUACCACCAUCAUCAAGGCUCUAUGCGGACGCGGCGCCACCGCGCUCGCCCGCAAGGUGUUCGACGAAAUGCCCCACCGGGACGUGGUCGCCUGGACGGCCAUGAUCUCGGGCUACGCAUCCAACGGCCUGCACGACGAGGCGUGGGCGACGCUCCGCCGCAUGGCGGGCUCGGGCGCGGCGCCGAACGCGUUCACGCUCUCCGCACUGCUCGCGGCGUGCCGGGGCCCGGGGCGGCGCCGCGCCCGCGCUGCGGCGCACGCCUCCGCCGUGCGGCGCGGCCUCGGCGCCGCGCCGUACGUCGCCAACGCGCUCCUCGACGCGUACGCGUCCUGCGGCGACGGGGCCGUGGGCGACGCCCGGCGCUUGUUCGACGAAAUGGCCGAGAGAACGGCGGUGACGUGGACGGUUAUGAUUGCGGGGUAUGCCAGGUGGGGUAGGGCUGACGUGGCACUCGAGAUGUUCAGGAGAAUGGUCCUUCAGGACAGCGUCGAGCCGAGCCCGUUUGCUUAUUCCAUCGCAAUCAGCACGUGCGGCUCGAUCCGACACCCGACACUCGGUCGGCAGCUUCAUGCAGCCUCUGUUAAACAUGAUCUUAUUUCCAACACCCCCCUCUCCAACUCGUUGAUCGACAUGUACUGCAAAUGCACGAAAAUUCGCCAUGCAAAGUUGUUGUUCAACACCAUGCGUCGAAAAGACGUGAUCACUUGGAACACAAUGAUAGCCGGGCUCGACCGUCACUCUCCGCACGAAGCCCUUCAGCUGUUUCUCGAAAUGCGCGUGCAAAACAUGCGGCCGAAUUGCUUCACUUUCACUAGCGUCGCGUCUUCCUGCGCUAGUCUCGCAGUUUUACGAUGCGGGCGGCAAGUUCACUGCGCUGUGCUUCGGAGCGGGUUCGGAAAUAACCUGCAGGUAUGCAAUGCGCUUAUCGAUAUGUACGCCAAAUGUGGGAGCGUGGACGAGUCGAAAAAGGUGUUUGAUGAGAUGUCCCGUAGAGACCUACUAUCGUGGACAUCGAUGAUGAUCGGUUACGGGAACAACGGGUACGGCUACGAGGCAAUUCGACUGUUUGACGAGAUGGUAAAUGUGGGUAUCCAAUUGGACCAUGUUGUAUUUCUGGGUCUAAUCAGUGCUUGUAGCCAUUCUGGGUUAGUCGAAGAAGGAUGGGAGUACUUUAAUUUGAUGAAAACCGAGUAUCAUGUCGAGCCUAAUUUGGAGGUCUAUGGUUGUGCUGUAGAUCUGUUAGGACGUGCAGGGAGGAUCGAAGAAGCCUUUGAUUUAAUACAGAGAAUGCCGUUUGAACCCGGCGAAUCGAUUUGGGGGGCGCUUCUCGGAGCUUGUAAGAUGCAUAAGAAUGUAAUCUUGGGUAAAUUGGCGGCGAAAAAGAUAAUGGAGUUGAAGCCAAGAGGGGCGACGACUUAUGUUCUACUUUCGAAUAUUUAUGCUGCGGAGAGAGAAUGGGGUGAGUUUGCGAAGGCGCGGAAGGCGUUGAGAGGGACGAGUGAUAAAAAAGAGGCAGGGAUGAGUCGGAUUGAGGUUAGCGAUAAGUUGUGCAGCUUUGUAGCUGGUGAUAAUACUAGUUACUAUGUUGGUUUGUGCAGUGAUGUGUUGGAUAGUUUGGCUCGGCAUAUGGAUGAGAACUCGCAAUUGGAAUUUAUAAGCUGAUGGUGUUGCAUAGUGUUAAUUUAGAUAUAUAGCUCGGGAGCGCGGUGAAACUGUAUAUUGAUCUUAUUUUUCUGGACUUUGUAAAGGGCGACUUGCGUGAAUGCACAGUAUCAUCCAUCUUAGAUUGAUUUUGCGAAUAAAAUACGGGGUAGAGUUUAAGAAGAAGAUUCGGAAAUUGGUGUCUCAAGAAGAGGGUCUAUCAGUUUGCUCUUUGAGCUGGUACAUAGUGAAAAAGUUUUGGAACAACUCGGAGAAUAAGAAGUUCAACUAUCUGAUCCAAGUUGCUUUUAGCGAAAUCGCUCACCAGAUAUACACUUAUCACAGAACAAAUACAUCAGCCUUGUUAUUGGCUUUACCACUUAGGAUGUACAUGCUAGAGAAGCAGACGAUGACGGCGCAAAUUGUCUUUUUACAAUUCAACUGUCCAACCUACACUUAUCUCAUGAGGAACAGAACUACAGAAGAGCCAAAAAGUCCAAGAUAUUUCUGAGGGGAGGGAAAACCACAGCCUCAGCUUUGUCUGAUGCCUUAUACUUGUGUUUGAUUCUUUCUCACUCCUCUCUAUCCUCUC
Ananas comosus (pineapple) is the source of this 2481-nucleotide messenger RNA. RefSeq names its product putative pentatricopeptide repeat-containing protein At1g56570. Gene Ontology annotation, biological process: RNA modification. Gene Ontology annotation, molecular function: protein binding; RNA binding. NCBI's taxonomy places the organism in Eukaryota, Viridiplantae, Streptophyta, Magnoliopsida, Poales, Bromeliaceae. The coding region runs from base 138 to 1910 and encodes 590 amino acids. The transcript has 3 exons. The record is from RefSeq and is a predicted model, not a curated record.